GUAGGGCUAGAGUCUAGCGGCCCUCCCCCAUGGUUCCCGGGGGCCGCCCUCGGUCACGUGGCCGGCGGGGCCGACAGGUAACUCGCCCAGAGAGGGCGGGGGCCGGUAGCCGCCCCGCCCCGCGGGGCGCCUUGGGCGGGUCUCAGCAGCGCCCACUGCGGCAGCCGGGCCGCAGGUGCCGCCCAUAACACACGGUGUCCCGCCUAAGCCGAAACGCGUCUGCCGUCGGUCGGUGAGUGUGUGCGCUUCGUCGGUCCGCGUGUGUCUGUCUGGUCGAGCACACUCUCCCUCUGCGGCCAUGACUCCGCCGCCACCCCAGCCACCGCCCUCAGGCCCGAACCCCGCCGCAGACUCCGCUGCCGACCCCCGUCCCGGGCCUGGACCCCUGGUAGUACUGUUCGGGGCCACGGCGGGUGCGCUGGGGCAGGACCUGGGCUCCGACGAGACCGACUUAAUCCUCCUAGUCUGGCAAGUGGUGGAGCCGCGGAGCCGCCAGGUGGGGACAUUGCAUAAAUCGCUGGUACGCGCCGAGGCGGCCGCGCUGAGCCCGCAGUGCCGCGAGGCGAGCGGCCUGAGCGCCGACAGCCUGGCGCGGGCCGAGCCGCUGGACAAGGUGCUGCAGCAGUUCUCACAGCUGGUGAGCGGGGAUGUGGCUUUGCUGGGCGGGGGCCCCUACACGCUCUGCACUGAUGGGCAGCAGCUGCUGCGACAGGUCCUGCACCCUGAGGCCUCCAGGAAGAACCUGGCGCUCCCCGACACCUUCUUCUCCUUCUACGACCUCCGCAGAGAGUUCCACGUGCAGCACCCGAGCACCCACCCUGCCAGGGACCUCACUGUGGCCACCAUGGCACAGGACUUGGGGCUGGAGACGGAUGCCACAGAGGACGAUUUUGGGGUGUGGGAAGUGAAGACAAUGGUAGCUGUCAUCCUCCACCUGCUUGAUGGACCCAGCGGUCAACUGUUUUCGAAGCCCGAAGUGGUAAAGCAGAAAUAUGAGACAGGGCCUUGCAGCAAGGCCGACGUGGUGGACAGCGAGACUGUGGUUCGGGCUCGUGGCCUGCCCUGGCAGUCGUCAGACCAGGACGUGGCUAGAUUCUUCACAGGGCUUAAUAUUGCCAGGGGUGGUGUAGCACUGUGCCUCAAUGCCCAGGGCCGCAGAAAUGGUGAGGCCCUCAUCCGUUUUGUGGACAGCGAGCAGCGGGACCUAGCACUGCAGAGACACAAGCACCACAUGGGUGUCCGCUAUAUUGAGGUAUAUAAAGCAACAGGAGAGGAGUUUGUAAAGAUCGCAGGGGGCACUUCACUAGAGGUGGCUCGUUUCCUGUCACGGGAAGACCAAGUGAUCCUGCGGCUGCGGGGACUGCCCUUCUCGGCUGGGCCAGCAGAUGUGCUAGGCUUCCUGGGGCCAGAGUGCCCAGUGACUGGGGGUGCCGAUGGGCUGCUCUUUGUGCGCCACCCUGACGGCCGGCCCACUGGUGAUGCCUUUGCCCUCUUCGCCUGUGAGGAGCUGGCACAGGCUGCAUUACGCAGGCAUAAGGGCACGCUGGGUAAGCGAUACAUUGAACUCUUCCGGAGCACUGCAGCCGAGGUGCAGCAGGUCCUGAACCGCUAUGCCUCCAGCCCACUCCUUCCCACACUGACUGCUCCACUGCUGCCUAUCCCCUUCCCACUGGCAGCUGGGACCGGGAGAGACUGUGUACGCCUUCGAGGCCUGCCCUACACAGCCACCAUCGAAGACAUCCUAAGCUUUCUGGGGGAGGCAGCGGCUGACAUUCGGCCCCAUGGUGUGCACAUGGUACUCAACCAGCAGGGCCGGCCGUCGGGUGAUGCCUUCAUCCAGAUGACAUCAGCAGAGCGGGCCCUAGCUGCUGCUCAGCGUUGCCAUAAGAAAGCAAUGAAGGAACGCUAUGUGGAGGUGGUCCCCUGCUCCACAGAGGAGAUGAGCCAUGUCCUAAUGGGGGGCACCUUGGGCCGCAGUGGCAUGUCCCCUCCACCCUGCAAGCUGCCCUGCCUCUCACCGCCCACCUACGCCACCUUCCAGGCCACCCCAACACUCAUUCCCACUGAGACAGCAGCUCUGUAUCCCUCUUCAGCACUGCUCCCAGCCGCCAGGGUGCCCGCUGCCCCCACCCCGGUUGCCUACUACCCAGGGCCAGCCACUCAACUCUACAUGAACUACACAGCUUACUACCCCAGCCCCCCAGUCUCCCCCACCACUGUGGGCUACCUCACCACGCCCCCUGCUGCCCUGGCCUCUGCUCCCACCUCAGUGUUGUCCCAGCCAGGAGCCCUGGUCCGUAUGCAGGGUGUCCCAUACACAGCUGGUAUGAAGGAUCUGCUCAGCAUCUUCCAGGCCUACCAGCUAGCCCCUGAUGACUACACCAGUCUGAUGCCUGUUGGUGACCCACCUCGCACUGUGCUACAGGCCCCCAAAGAAUGGGUGUGUUUGUAGGUGAGGGAGCCAGGAGGUAAGAGCUGGCUGAUGUCCUCAGCUAACAGGACUCUCCUGCAUCCAGAGAACCAGCGCCCUCAACCUGGUUGGUAGCUUCUUUCUGGCUUGUCAAAAUUCUCAGAAAGCCCCCAGAGGAGCUCAAGCCCCAGCUCCAUCCCCGCUACUUAUUACUCUGCGUGUUCAUCCCAAAGAUGAUGGCUGGACCCUGAAUGCAGGGCUGGGGGUGGAAUGUCACCACCCUGCUCCCAGUGGUCUGAUCUGGGCCUCUUAAGUAGCAGAGAGCCUUUGUUCUGUUUUGGCUAUGGUCCAUGCCUACAGAUUCCAUAGGGCUGAUGUCCAUAGCAGGCUUGCUUUCUUUUUAAAAAAUGUACACCCUGGUGCCUUCAGCGUAUGACUCCAGGGGACUUCUGAGUAAAGAUCCCAAUGUUCUACCUUCCCCUGUCCCUUCUGGUGGGGGGCAGGGGGGCAGAGAGCGCUGGCCCCAGUCCCCAGGAUACUGACCUCCGUGGUCACAUUGCACCAGGGGUGGUCCCACCCAAGGAUGCUAGCCCCCCUCUAGCUUGACACAAAGAAUAGAUGGCAGAUGGCAAAAAUCACAGGCUUGUUUUGAUGGACUGCAUUGCAAUAUCCUCAGAGGACAAUAGGGGGCAGGAGGCCCUCACACAAAAACUCAGGCUUGACUUUUAAAGGGACUUCUGCCUACUUUUCAUGCACACCUUGGGCAGGUCAGUUGUCCUGAACUCAGCAGACACCUUGGAAUGUCCUUUGCACCCAUUAGAGGGUGCUGAACUGAAGCUUCGGAAGGAAUUUGGAACUCUACCCUCUCCUCCGUAAAAUAAACAAAGGUUCCCAACCAAGUGGACUUUUUAAAAGCCAAAGUGCCCUUCACUUUGGCACAGAGUGAGGGGCUCCACACCAGCCCUAUGCAGAGGAACACUCAGGCAGAUUUCAAGGAGACUGUUGACCUGUCACCGUUUAUUAUUUCAGCACUGUAACUGAGGAGCCUGAAUUGCUGGCUCUUCUUCCCUUUGUAUUUGUGUAAGGAGCACUGUACUCCUAUAAAAGGUUUUAAAAUACAAAAUGUACAAGAAAACACAAUGUCAAGUGCUGUAAACAUAACUGAGAAUCAGUUCCUUAAUUGAACAUCAUCCAUUUUAUAAAAUACAAGGUUUCAACUUGAACCCAUCUGAACCUUACAGAUGACCAUCUGUUCUGAUUAUCAAA
This is a messenger RNA of Globicephala melas (long-finned pilot whale), 3676 nucleotides long. It is a transcript of the gene ESRP2, whose product is annotated as epithelial splicing regulatory protein 2. The record is from RefSeq and is a predicted model, not a curated record. Gene Ontology annotation, molecular function: mRNA binding. NCBI's taxonomy places the organism in Eukaryota, Metazoa, Chordata, Mammalia, Artiodactyla, Delphinidae.